AGGAGACGUACAUCUGGCACGUCAUAGGGGAAACAAUGCAAAAGCGAAAUGGUCAGCAGGUAAUUUAACUCGAAGAUUUGGUAGGAAAUCAAUUGAAACAGCCACGAUAGAAGAAACAGUUUGUCCGUAAAAUGGAGUAUGUUUAUGAGAUUGACCCGAGGAGCCUUGCUGGUAAACCAGGUUCUGUUUCGCUAAGAAAAGACAAGCAGAAUUUGAUUGGAAUCAGCAUUGGGGGUGGUGCACCACUUUGUCCUUGUCUGUAUGUUGUUCAAGUUUUUGAUAACACGCCUGCUGCCAAGGAAGGGACAUUGCAAGCUGGUGAUGAGAUUGUUGGAGUCAAUGGUAAAUCAAUGAGAGGGAAGACAAAAGUUGAUGUCGCUAGAGCCAUACAAUCCAUUAAGGAAGAAGUAACAAUUCAAUAUGUAAAGCUACAUGCUGACCCUAAAGAAGGAAAAUCCUUAGAUAUAGUUAUGAAGAAAAUGAAGCACAGAAUAGUGGAGCACAUGAGCUCCACAACUGCAGAUGCCCUUGGUUUAAGCAGAGCAAUUCUAUGUAACGAUGGUUUGGUGAAGAAAUUAGAAGAGCUGGAACAGAAUGCUCAGAUAUACAAAGGUCUUUUUGAGCACACCAGAAGGCUGCUUCAGAGUUUCUUUCACAUGUCUGUAUUACACAAAGAAUUAGGGGACAUAUUUGCAGCUAUAGGAGUGCGUGAAUUACAGUCAAACUCCAGUGAAGCCUUUGCUACAUUUGCAGAUUGCCACAGAAAUUUUAACAAAUCUGGAAUGCAUUUUUUGAAAACUGUGAAGCCCAUGCUAAGUGAUCUUAACACUUAUUUAAUCAAGGCUAUUCCUGACACAAAGCUCACAAUAAAGAAGUAUGCAGAUGCCAAAUUUGAGUACUUGUCAUAUUGCCUGAAAGUAAAAGAGAUGGAUGAUGAAGAGUAUGGCUAUGCUGCACUGCAUGAGUCAUUGUAUCGAGUUGAAACUGGAAAUUAUGAUUACAGGGUUGUUCUGCGAUGUCGACAGCUUGCUCGAGAAAGGUUUGCAAAAUUGAGAUCUGAUGUCCUUGUUAAAUUGGAGCUCCUGGAUAACAAGCAUGUGCAAGACAUUGUUUCACAAUUGAAACGAUUUCUGACAGCAAUGACACUCUUCCACCAAGAAAGCGAAGAUCAUUUGAAAGGAGCAAAUGUAUUCCCAAUUGAAGUCGAUUUAAGUUCAGGGACUCUUGGUAACACUUUCAACAAAUAAAAAGUGCCUGCCAAUUUCAGUAUUGUAUCAUAAAUAAAUUUAUUUUAUUAAGUCUUCCCUUGAAUUAAAUUUAUUUAAAGCCAAGCUUUUAUUUGAGGCAUCUAAAUAAAUCUCGCGAGUCCUAACUGACCUCCUUCCGUAGGCAAUACAACAAUAUGUUAAUCCAAACACGCUAAAAGGACUGUAGAGAAAGGGGCAACGCACCAAAAAGGGCAGUAGCAAAAUAAAGGAAAUUGCUAAAUUUUUCGUUGGCAAAGGGGCAAACGCCCCCCCUCUCUAGACUACCUGGAUUAAAGCAUAUUAAUCAUACGACAGCCCGUCCUUUUCAUGCAUAUUUGAUGAAUGGUCCCUACUAUGCGUUAAAUAACACGCAACCCCCACCCCCUCCAUCGACUCGCCCGUCAAAAGAUGUUUUGAAGGUGCUGCCAUACUCUAAAGUUGAAGUUUUCACAAAAUUUGAUUAGCUUUUGGCAAGUUUAGGUGUUUAAAGGUUUUCCCAUUUAUUUCUUGGACUGACUUGUAAAUUUUCCUUGUAAGUUAGACAGUGAGUACAAAUUUAAACUGUUAGCUCUUUAUCAAAGCAAAAUAUGAAAUUUCUCAAA
Messenger RNA from Rhopilema esculentum, 1849 nucleotides. Its product is annotated as PRKCA-binding protein. Gene Ontology annotation, cellular component: trans-Golgi network membrane. Lineage: Eukaryota; Metazoa; Cnidaria; Scyphozoa; Rhizostomeae; Rhizostomatidae. The record is from RefSeq and is a predicted model, not a curated record. Gene Ontology annotation, molecular function: protein domain specific binding; protein kinase C binding; phospholipid binding. Gene Ontology annotation, biological process: intracellular protein transport; receptor clustering; regulation of Arp2/3 complex-mediated actin nucleation.